This is a messenger RNA of Sorex fumeus (smoky shrew), 4203 nucleotides long. RefSeq names its product APC membrane recruitment protein 1 (gene AMER1). The record is from RefSeq and is a predicted model, not a curated record. The transcript is spliced from 3 exons. Gene Ontology annotation, cellular component: plasma membrane. Gene Ontology annotation, biological process: regulation of canonical Wnt signaling pathway. The coding region runs from base 294 to 3647 and encodes 1117 amino acids. Gene Ontology annotation, molecular function: phosphatidylinositol-4,5-bisphosphate binding; beta-catenin binding. Lineage: Eukaryota; Metazoa; Chordata; Mammalia; Eulipotyphla; Soricidae.
CUUAACCCUGGCAGCCAAGGUUUCAGCCCGGCUAGAGCAAAGCCGGGAACCGGACCCGGCCGGCCAUUAUUUUGCUCCAAGUUUAAAAUUCAACACUGCAAAGUAUUCCUGAUGGAAUCCUGGAUAACGCUGAUGUUUCAAGCGAAGAAAGACACAAAGUACAGAAUUAAUGUUUACAAAGAUCUGAAACCUCAGAUCCAAUUCUGAUGAUUUCUGACUGAUGAUGUUAUAACAGUGUCCAGAAGUUCAACAUCACAUUUUUGACUGAACAUACUCCAGUUAUCACCAUCACCAUGGAUACCCGGAAAGAUGAAACUGCUCAGACUAAAAGACCCACAGCCUCUGGGGAAUCCCAGUGCCAAAAUGAAGAUAAAGGGGCCAAAAACAAAGUAGUUGAGAUGAUUGAAGGGACCAUGAAAGAAGUGUCAGAGUCACCUUCAUCUGGCCCAGGUAGGCUAAAGAAAACUGCAAUGAAACUCUUUGGCGGAAAGAAGGGUAUCUGUACCCUUCCUAAUUUCUUUGGAGGGAGCCGAAGCAAAGGUUCUGGAAAAAGCCACACUAAGAAGGGCCUUAGCCAAAGCAAAACUCAUGUUCGCUUGACUGAAGUAGACGAAGUCCCUGAAGACAUUGUCAGCGAGGGAACAAGCUUAUCCAUCCCUUUGCUUCAGCCACCUUGCCAGCUUCCUAGUUCCUGGAGUACCCACGAGACUUUAGAGGUAGGCUCCAGAAGCAAGAUACCUGUGACUAGAGCUACAGAAAAGGCUGCGGCCAAUAAAGUUUCCUCUGUAUCUAAGCCAAAAAAAGGCCUAAAAGGGUUUUUUAGUAGUAUCCGUCGUCACCGGAAGAGUAAGGUCUCUGGGGCUGGACAAAUUGAGCCAGGUUCCAACGAGUCAUUAGUUAGAGUGAGGCCUCAUGAGCAUGUGAGUUCAGCCCUUCUGAGCCAUGCUGAGGAGUCCUCCCAAGUUCUCAAAAAGGAAAAUGCCAAACUCCAACCAUUUCCUGAGCCAGAAGUUUCUUCAGCACCACAGCCUUCUCUAGCAGCCUCUGAGAAGAGAGUCUAUAAAGAUACAGAAAAACCCAUGGAGGCCUGUGUCUUAGCACUCCUGCAGCCUAAACCUGCCCUUAAAUCUAGUGGCCUAGAGGAACCACAUAGCCCAGAAGCAGGGGAGAAGGUGAUGGCAGGAGAGGUAAAUCCAUCCAGCAGUCCAGCAGGAGACCAGCUGAGCCUUAUAUUUGGUGAUGUCACAUCUCUGAAAAGCUUUGACUCACUGACAGGUUGUGGUGACAUCAUAGCAGAGCAGGACAUGGACAGUAUGACAGACAGCAUGGCUUCUGGAGGCCAGAGGGCCAACCGGGAUGGGACCAAGCGAAGUUCCUGCCUGGUGACAUACCAAGGUGGUGGGGAGGAGAUGGCCUUGCCAGAUGAUGAUGAUGAGGAGGAAGAGGAAUUAGAAUUAGAGAUUGAGGAAGAAGUCAAGGAAGAGGAUGAUGACUUAGAAUAUGUGUGGGCAAGUACUCAGAUGUAUUCAAGGUCCAAUUUGAACCUGGACUAUCAUUCCACUACAUUCCCAAGGCAUCCUGGUUACAUGGUCCAUGACCCAGUUCAGUUUUAUCCUGACCUAGUCCCUGGGGAUCUUUUGACACCUCAGAGUGACCAGCAAGAUUCUGCACCCAAUAGUGAUGAGGGUUAUUAUGACUCUACCACACCUGGAUUUGAAGAUGAUUCUGGUGAGGCUUUAGGACUUGUCCACAGAGAUUGCCUGCCCCGAGACAGCUAUAGUGGAGAUGCCCUUUAUGAGUUCUAUGAGCCAGAUAAUAGUCUUGAGAAUUCUCCAUCUGGGGAUGACUGUAUUUAUGACCUCCAUGGUCAUAGUUCUGAAAUAUUUGACCCCUUCUUCACUUUUGAGCCCUUUUCUUCAUCACGGCCACCUGGUGCAAUGGAGACAGAAGAAGAAAGGCUAUUAACCAUUCAGAAACAGUUGUUAUAUUGGGAGCUUCAGCGGGAGAAGCUUGAGGCCCAAGAGGUGUGGGAAGCACAUGCUGGAGAGGUUCUCACCAACGAAGCCUAUACCCAAGAAACUCAUGCCAGGGGGCCCCAUUCCCGAGAAUUGCAUACUCUUGAAGCUUACGUCAGAAAGUCCCAAGUCCAGGAGGCCUAUGACAGGAAGGGCUCUGCUAGAAAUGGACAUAUUCAGGAUGCUCAGGUACAAGAGAUCCAAGUCUGGCAAGAGAAGCCCGUUGAGUAUCAGGCAAGACAUUUUGGUUCAUCAGUGAUGGGUCUGGUGGUUGCAGCAUCCGGAGCCUCGCAGAGUACCCACAGGGGGACCACCUCUGCUUUCCCUGCCACUGGCAGCAGUGAGCCUGACUGGAGGGACUUUCGUCCUCUGGAAAAGCGUUUUGAGGGAAACUGCUCCAAAAAAGAUCAAAGUACCUGCCUCAUGCAGCUUUUUCAGAGUGAUUCUAUGUUUGAACCAGACAUGCAAGAAGAAAAUUUUAGAGGGUCUCCCAGGAGAGCCUACCCUACAUAUUCACCUGCUGAGGAACCAGACGAUGAGGAAGUUGAGAAGGAAGGAAGUGCUACUGUGAGUUUCUCACAGGCCCUUGUGGAGUUUACCAGCAAUGGAAAUCUCUUCUCCAGCAUGUCCUGCAGCUCUGACUCUGACUCAUCCUUCACUCAAAACCUCCCUGAGCUGCCUCCCAUGGUGACCUUUGACAUUGCUGAUGUUGAACGGGAUGGGGAAGGCAAGUGUGAAGAGAAUCCUGAGUUUCACAAUGAUGAGGACCUUGCAGCAUCCUUGGAAGCUUUUGAGCUGGGAUACUAUCAGAAACAUACUUUUAACAAUUACAGCAGCAGCCGUUUCUACCAAGGCCUGCCCUGGGGUGUGAGUAGUCUUCCUCGAUACUUGGGACUACAUGGCAUGCAUCCUAGACCUCCACCUGCUGCCAUGGCCCUCAAUAGAAGGAGCCGUUCACUUGAAACUGCAGAGACUCUGAAGCUAGAGUUGUCUAAUUCCCACCUGGCCCAGAGUUAUAUGGAGUCUGAUGCACUUCAGGCUCAGCACGAAGAUUCAGAUGAAGAAGAAGAGGAAGACUGGGGUCGAGAUAGUCCUUUAUCCCUCUAUACUGAACCCCCAGGGGCCUAUGACUGGCCUACCUUGGCUCACUGUUCUCUAGCAAUGGGGCCAGGAUCUGCUUCAAUAAGUCCCAACCAGUUGAAUAGAUCUACCAGCCAGUUUUCAUAUAGGCAGGGAACCUGUUCUGUGUCUCCUCUGGCCUCAUCAGUGUUGCUAUCAAUACCAGGAUCAGAGCUAAGGGCAUCUGACGAAUCUGGGCUUCAGAUAACUCAUCCUUCGCAUCUACCCGUGCCCAUGGGUUGCUAUAACCUCCAACCACAGGCCUUUCAGAGUACAAGGGCAAGACCACUAAAUGUGCUUCUGCCUGUUGAUGGGUCCAGUUGCUCUUCUCAUUCUGGAGACUACAGUCAUAACCUGCCCCAGACCAAGCCUGUGGGUAUUAAUCGUGGAAUCCCUCAGUUGUCCAGGGUCCAUCCUAAGUCUCUGCAGCCUCAGCCCAUUCACUACAGGGCUUCCAACUUUGAUCUGUCAAAGGAAAGGGCUAACCAAGUUGCCUCUUUCCCCACCACCUAGCUGAGUAAUCAUCAUCUAUUUUAGAGUCGGGGCAUGGGGCCUGAGCAUGGGGAACAGGAGUUGGGCAGAGGGUGGGGGGGUUGCCUUUAACUUGAAAAUACUUUUAGCCAAGGAAAGCUUAUAUGAGUUUUUAACUUUGUUUUCCCAUGUUUCUUCUCUGCUAUCUAUUCUAACACUCACCUCAAGUACAUCUGCCUUGGGAAGCUGCUGCUGCUACUCUGACUUUGCUUUUGGGUUUUCUUCUUGUGACUCAUGUAGGGUUUCAGAUGCUGUAAUUUUGUGCCUCUUCCAGUUCCCAACUUGGUGAUUAUACGUAUAGCAUGUAUCCUUGACAAAGGCUGAAUCCUUAGCACCCUUUGCCAACAAUACCCCACCCUCUCAAUUUAAGGAACCACUGUGCAUCAAGGUCUGUACUGACUCCUAAUUGGGAGCAGGGGUCUUGUUUGCUAUUAGUAAUGUGAAAUUAUGGUACUUAUACUCCCCAAUCUCACAUCUUUCUUCCAUUUGGUUUUGGCAUACCUGAUACAAUUACACCAGGUGACUAUAAUCUAUUUAU